Plasmodium gallinaceum is the source of this 7863-nucleotide messenger RNA. Its product is annotated as conserved protein, unknown function. The coding region runs from base 1 to 7863 and encodes 2620 amino acids. The transcript is spliced from 2 exons. NCBI's taxonomy places the organism in Eukaryota, Apicomplexa, Aconoidasida, Haemosporida, Plasmodiidae. Gene Ontology annotation, molecular function: protein binding. The record is from RefSeq and is a predicted model, not a curated record.
AUGGAAAUGAUUAAUCGUUUUAAUAUAACACAUGAAAAUGAGAAAAAUAUAGACGACUAUCUAAUCAUUAAUGGAAAAUUAAAUAUAUUGAUUGAUUAUUUGAUAAAGCACAGUCAUAUAAAUUAUAAAAAAGUUAUUUUCUUGUUAGUUAAUAAUAUAUAUGAAUCUUAUAUUUGUUUAGAACAAAACAAGAAAUAUGAAGAAAAUGUAGAAGAAAAAUGUACAUAUAGAAAUGAACAAAAAAAAAAAUAUAUCACUAAAAUAUACAACAUAAAAAGAAAAUCACGUUUAGAAUUUAAUUUCUUAAAAAAAAAGAGAAUAUAUAAAAUACUUAAAAGUGAUUAUCUAAAAAUAAAUCAUUUACAAAAAAAAAAAAAUAUAGACAAUUUAAAAUGGAAAAAAAUAUGUACUAUGAAAAAUAUAAAAAAAAAAAUUUUGAAUAAUAAGGAAAAAACGUUAAAAAAAAAAUUGUAUUUAAUUUUGUUUAAGGGAAAUAAAAAUAUGAGUGAGUUCGAAAAAAAUUUUAAAUGGAAACAAAAUUUUUAUAUUUAUUAUAAAAUUAUAUUUUCAGAAAAAAUGAAAAUUUUAUUUUUAAGAUUACUUACAUUCUCAUUAAAUUACAUUCAUUCAAAAUUAAAUAAACAUUUUCAAAUUUUCUUUUCAAUUUUUAAAAACAGUUAUGAACAAAAAUGGAUAACAUCCUUAUUUUCGCAAAAAUAUUUCAUUUUUUUUAGUCGUAAAGACAAUAAUUACAAAAAAAAUUUGUUACUAUUUUUUUAUAUUAUAAAAGAAUAUAUCUCUAGUUUGAUCAGUAUAAAAAUUAAUAAAAAGAAAAAAUUAAAGAACCAUUUCCUUGAUAAGUGUAUUUUAGAAUUAAAUAAUUUCAAUAUAUUAUUUGAUAUAAUUCAGAAAAAUAAAAUUUUUUUAUAUAUAUUAAAACAAUUUUUCUUUUUAGUUUCUAGUUUUUAUAAAAAAUUCAUAAAUACAAGUAGGUGGAACAACAAAAAUUAUCUUGAUAAUUAUACAUAUUCAAGAGAAAAAGAAUUUUUUAUUAUUAAUUAUAAUUCAAGCAUUAUUACGAUAAUAAAUCUGUUGUAUAAAAUUCUAAAUGAAUCAACAGAAAAAAAUGCAUUUUAUAAAGGAGUAUUAAAUUUUCAGAAAUUUCAAGUUAGUAAUUUUCCAGAAUUUAAAAAUUUAUUAAAACUGCAUAUGAAUGAAGUUAAUAUUACAAUAUUGUUAACAUUUUUGGAUAUAAUUAAUAAUUUAAGUAAUGUUGUUUUAAUGAAUUCAUUAAUCAUAGAUGAAAACUUUUUUUUAGUGUUUUAUAUAUAUAUUUACAGAAGACAUUUUCUUCCUAACAAAUUAUUGUUGUUUAGUAUUUUAAAUAUAAAUAGAAAACUUUCAAAAAAAUAUAAAGAAAGUAAUAAUUUUACUUUUUUAAAGAAAAGCUUUACAUUUUUUAUUUUUUUUGUGAAAUUGAUAACUUAUAACGAAAAUAUUAUUGAAUAUAUUUUUAAUAAUAGAACAAUACAUGUUACUAUUAUCCAUAAUAUUUUUUUAAAUGAAGAAAAUGAAGUUUUCAAUUUUUUUAAAAAUUAUAUCAUUUAUAAUUCAAAUUUUCAAAUUACAAAUCAUAUUUUACGUAUGAAAGAAAUUCAUAAAAUGCAGGAACAUUUUACCCAAAAUAACAUAAAAAAUAACCUUUUUUUUCCUUUUGUAAGUUUAUCAUAUCUUUAUAGAAAAAAAUAUCCAAAUUCAUUUUUUGUAGAUAAAUAUAAGGAAUUCUUUUUUUUUAUGAUAUAUAAAUUUCGUGAUAAUAAUACUUUUUUUUUAUUGUUUUUUGAAAAUGUUUCUAAGAUUCUAUCAUUUGAUGAAUUAAUAAAAUAUGGGGAGUUUUUAUACAUUUUAAAUAACAUAAGAAGUAUAUUUAAUCUUUUGUAUUUUACGUAUUUUAUUCAUUUUAUACUUCUUAUUUGCCAUUUUAUAUAUAGAAUAGUAAAAUUCUUGAAAUGUAAAUUUUUAUUUUUCAAAUUAAGGCAUAAGAAAAGGGAAAAUUUAUUAGAUUAUAACGAACUGGAAAAAAUAAAAAAAUUCACUCUCUUUAAUUUUAAUUAUUUUAGUAAAAAGAAAGAAAGGAAAAAUAAGUUUUUAGAUAAAAUUGUGCUAGAGAAAAAUAGAAAAAUAAGUGAAUACAGUGAAAAAAAAUAUCACAUGGAAAAUGAAAGUGAUCUAUUUUUUAAUUGCGAAUCAAAAUUACAAAAAGACAUUGAAAUAAAAGAAAAGAAAAUUCAAUAUGAAUUUCCUUUUGUUGAUACAAAAAAAAAAAUAAAAAAAAAUAAUAAUAAUGAUAAAAAUAGAAAAGAAAAAAAAAUAGAGGUAAAACAUGAUUAUGAAAAUUAUAUGUAUCCAGUUGAAAUUAAUUAUAUGGAAAAUGGAGAAAAUAAUUAUUUUUUGAAUACUGAAGAAAAUACUUACGAAAACAUCUAUAAUGACGUGAAAAAUAAUAAGGUUGAUAGUUACAUAAAUAAAAAGGAAGAAAUUUCCUAUUGUAAGAAUAGAAAAGCAAAAAAAAAAAAUAAAAAAAAAGUAAAAAGUGAAAUUAAGUUAAAAAAAGAUAUAAUGAUCAAAACAAUAAAGAUCAUUUUAAAGGGAAAGAUUGUAAUAAUAAAAAAUGAGAAAAUAUUUAAUACAAAAGAAAUUUAUUAUUCCAAUUAUUUAUUAUCAUUAUUAUUUAUUAAUUAUAUAUUAGAUUUAAAUAUAUGUGAAGAUAAGUAUUGUAAAUCUUCCCAUUCUCUAAGUAAAUCAACAAUAUAUUCAUUAGGUGGUUCAAAUAAUUUAUCGUCUCAAAAAAAAAAAUCAAAGAGUCAUUCAAAUAGAAGAAAAAAUAAGAAAAAAAAAAUAAAUAAUCAAAAAAAAAGUCAAGAAAAAGAAAGAAAGAAAAAAGACAAUAUCAGUGGUUCUGGGUCUGGAUCUGGAUCUGGAUCUGGAUCUGAUUCUGGAUCUGAUUCUGAUUCUGAUUUCGAAUCGGAUGAUGAAGAGGAAGAAGAAGAAGAUGAAGAAGAAGAAGAGGAAGAGGAACAGAAAGAAAAAGAAAAAGAAGAUGAAGAAGAAGAAGAUGAUGAUGAAGACGAAGAUGAAGAGGAAGAUGAAGAAGAAGAAGAAGAAGAAGAAGGAGAAGAAGAAGAUGAUGAAUAUGAAGAAGAGGAAGAAGAGGAAGAAGAGGAAGAAGAAGAGGAAGAAGAGGAAGAAGAAGAAGAUGAGGAAGAUGAAGAAGAGGUAGAAGAGGAAGAGGAAGAAGAGGAAGAGGAAGAGGAAGAGGAAGAAGAGGAAGAUGAAGAAGAGGAAGAAGAAGAAGAUGAUGAAUAUGAAGAAGAGGAAGAAGAAGAAGAAGGAGAAGAAGAAGAAGAAGAAGGAGAAGAUGAUGAUGAAGAAGAGGAAGAAGAAGAAGAAGAUGAUGAAUAUGAAGAAGAGGAAGAAGAAGAAGGAGAAGAAGAAGAGGAUGAUGAAUAUGAAGAAGAGGAAGAAGAAGAAGAAGAGGAAGAGGAAGAAAAUAAAAAGAAAAAGAAAGAGGAAAAGGAAGAAGAAGAAGAUGAUGAUGAUAAUGAUGAUGAUGAUGAUAAUGAUAAUGAUGAUGAUGAUGAUGAUGAUGAUGAUGAUGAUGAUGACGAUGAUUAUGGAGAUGAGGAAGAAGAGAGUGAUGAAGAUGAAGACGAAGAUAAUGAAGACGAGGAAGAAUGUAAAAACGAAGAAGGGGAAGAUGAAGAAAAUGAAAAGGAUGACGCUGAUAUAAAUGUCUCUAAGGAUGAAGAAUGCAGUGAUGAAUAUGAAGAUUAUGAAAUGAAUAGUGAAGAUGAAGAUAUUGAUGAUGAAAAUAUGGAAGAAAAUGUGGUGGAUGAUGAUGAGGAAGAAUGUGAUUACGAAAAUGAAGAAGGAGAAUAUGAAGAAGAAACAGAAGAAUUAAGUAACAAAAGUGAAUAUAAAUAUAACGAAAAGGAAGAAGAGAAAGGUUUAGAUAAUAAAAAUAAAAAGAGAAAAAAAAAAAAAAAAAGAAGUAGAGACGAAUAUGCUUAUGAAGAUAAUGAUCCAGGAGGACAAAAAUCAUAUAAAGAGGAUAAUUAUUAUAAUGGAAAAAAAAAUAUAUAUCUUAAAAAAAAAAAAAAAAAAUUUAAACAUAAUUAUAUAUAUUUAAAAAAUUUAUUUAAAGGAAAUGUAUACAUAAAUACAUUAAAUGCUUCAAACUUCAUAUCUGUUAGUAAAGAUAAGUUAACAGCUACUUACACUGCAUGGGGAAAACAUACAGAUGUUGCAUGUGUUCAAGUUAAUAAAUGUGCUUUAAGAGAUUGUAGUAUAUAUUAUUUUGAAGUUGAAGUUUUAAAUUGUACAAAUUUUUCAAAAAUUGUUAUUGGAAUGACAAGUAAAAAUUAUUCUAUUAACAAAAAUCCUGGUUCGGAAUAUAAUUCAUUUGGAUAUAAGAAUGAUGAUGGAAAAAAAAUUAUUGAUGGAAAAAUUGAAAACUAUUGUAGUGCAUACACAAAACAUGAUAUCAUUGGGUGUGGUAUUAAUUAUUUUGAUAAUAGUGCCUUUUUUACAAAAAACGGAAAAUAUUUAGGUAAAGUAUGUAAUAUAAACUCUAAAUAUGAUUAUUAUGCUACUGUUGGUUUGAGUACAUUAGGAGAUAAAAUUAAAUUUCAUCUAAAUAGUUUUUGUUUUGAUAUUUAUAAUUUAAUUUAUGAAGAAAAUGAAAAAGAAAGAAAAGUAAUAAAAUCCAUCUACAUUCAAAAAGAUUUGUUUUCAGAUAUUAUUAAGUCUCAUUUAAUAAAAUGUGGUUACUUAAAAACAUACAAAUGUUUUGUAAAUUAUUUAGAAAAAAAUAAAUUAUCUGAUGAUAAUAAUAGUAUCGGAAGUUCGUCAGAUUAUAAAAAUGAAUUAGAUAAAAAUUUUACCACAGAUAUAAAUUCUAAAUUUUUAGAAAAAAAGUCAUGUUUUUCAUCAAACGAUAAAACUAAAAAAGAGGAUAGAGAUAAGAAAAAAGAAAUAAAUGAAGCCGAUAAAAAUAUUACAAAAAACACAGAUUCUAACGCGUUUUAUGCUUGUGAAGAUAUGAAAAGAAAAAAUGUAAUAAGUACUGAUAUAAAGGAAAGUAAUGAUAACAAUAAUUCUAAAUUAAAAAAAAUAAUUUCUAAUAAAGAAGAUAAUGUUAUAAGCUUAGAAAAAUGCGAAAAAGAAGAAAAAAAGGAAGUAAUUGAUUCUCCUUUAAAAAAUAAUAAUAGUAUGAAUGAAACAAUAGAAGAUGCAGAAAAAAAAAACACAAACUUUCUUAAUUUUGAUAAAAUUACAAUGGAAAAUAAUAAAGACGAUAAAAAUUUAUUAAAUUCUUUUUUAAUUAAUUAUUUGGAUGUAUAUGAUAAAUUAAAUAAAGAUAACAGUACAAAUGUGAAGAAAGAAGAAUGUAAUAAUAAAAAUGAUGAAAUAAAAGACUAUAUAAAAAUUAGUUCUGCAACUAAUUCCUCAUGUAACAUAAAGAAAAUAGAUGAAAAAAAUGAGGAACUAAAAAUUGAUAAAGUAAAAUCGGAUUUUAAUGAAAAAAAAAAGGAUAAUCAUAUGGAAGAAAAAAAAUGUCUUAAGGUAAUAAAGGAGGGAAUAAAAGAUUUAAGUAUAGAAGAUAAUUCAAAAGAAAAAAAAAAUAUAAGUGAUGAAAAAUUGAAGAUAAAAGAAGAGUUAGAAAGUGAAGACAGAAAUGAUGCAAAUAUUGCAAAAGAUGAACAUUAUAUAAAUGAUGAAAAAGAUAUAAAAGAUGAAAGUAAUAUAAAAAAUAAAAAAGAGAUACAAGAAAAAGAUACUAAUAAUGAAAAAGAUAAAAACAAAAAAGAAGAAAAAAAAAAUGUAGAAGAUACAGAAAAAAAUGUAUAUGAUGAAAAUUCUUCUAAUAUUUUAAAAAGAUAUGAUCUUAUCCAAUACAACUACUCUAAUAUUAAUCUACAGAAUUCAUUAUGGGGAUCUAGAAAAAAUAGUUUAAGUAAUUUAAUCAAUUUGAGGAAAAAUUCUAGUUCUAUAUUAAUGAAUAGAUUAAGAAAUAAAAGAAGUUUAACAGCAAAAAAUGAUUAUAGUGAUUUAACAUAUAGUAUUAUUAACACAAAAAAGGAGUCAAAAAAAAGUGAUAAUGAUUCCAAUAAAAAAAUACAGUAUAUUCCUAAGGAAAAAACUAGCAUAUUUAAAAAUGAGAAAAAAAAAUUAAACAAAAAGAUUGGAAAAAAUUAUUCCAUAGAUAAUGAAUUUAUUACAAAAUAUUUUGUGAAUUUAUAUUUAUCUGAUGAUAAACUAAAUAAAAUGAUAGACUCCUUAGAAACAAGAUAUAUGAUAAGGAAUAGCAUUAUUAAUGGAAAUAUUAUAAAUGCUUUAAAUAUAUUAGAAAAGAAAUAUUCAGAAUUAUUUACAAAAGAAAAUGCUAGCUUCAGUAUUGCUAUGUUAUAUACGCAACAAUUAAUAGAAAUCCUAAAACCACAUAAAAAAUUUAUAAAAAAAAUUUCUUCAAAAAAAAGGUGUAAAAAAUUAAUACAUAGUGAAGAUGAUUUAUUAAGUGAUAGUAGCUAUAAAACAUAUAAUACAUUAAGUGAUAAUCACUAUUAUGAUGAUAUUAAAACGGAAUAUAAUUCAUCUGAUAGCUUAUUUUGUGAUAACUCAAAUGUUGAGAAAAAUAAUUUUAAGACACUUAAAUUAGAAGAAUUAUAUAAGAGAGAUAAGCAUAAAAUAGAUGAUAAAAUGGAAAAAACUAAUAAAUAUUGUAGUGACAAAAAGAGUUUUAAAAAUAAUAAAGUAAUAAAUAACUCAUUAACCACUUAUUUAGAAGAUGUUAAAUCCAUAUCUUUGGAUACUUGUGAAUCAAAAGGAAAAGUUACCAAUAAAAAUAAUGAAAAUGUUUUAACACAAAAUGAUAAAAUAGUUUAUCAAAAAGAAGACACAAGUGAAAAUACGAAAACAAAUCUAGAUAAAUAUGAUAAUGAUAUUUCAUUAAAGAAAAAAGAAUUAAAGAUUGAAAAAAUAAUAUAUGAAAAUAUUAAUUCCAAUUUCGAUGAAGAAUUUUUAAAAAAAAAUAAUUUGCAAGAAGAAUAUAAUACUCAUUAUAAUAAAUUACGUGAACAAUAUAAAUUUUUUAAUGAUGACAAUCCUUAUAAUAAUAAAUUCAAUAAUAAAAUUUAUAAAAAUACAUAUAAAGAAGAAAAAAAUAUUUUUUCAGAUUCAAAUGGAGAUAACAUUUCAGAUUAUGAUAGUAAUGAUUCUAACUUUAAAGAAAAAUAUUAUGAAUAUAAUGACAUCAAUUUUGAUGAAAUAUAUCAAUAUCUAUAUAAGAAUGAAGUUUUUCCCUCUAAUCAAUUAAAAUAUAAAAAAGAUCACUUAUAUUUAGCUUUAAUGUGGAUAAAAGAGAAACUAUCUUUAUUUAACAAAUCAAAACUAGCUAAUGUUAGACAAUGUAUAUUAGAUACUACUUCUCUAAUUGCAUAUAAUAAACCAUAUAAAGAGAAACAUGUUUGUAUGUUUUUUUCAAAAAAUAGAAAUUUAUUAACGUAUAAUUCUGUCAAUGAAGCAAUAUUAAGUAUAUGUUUAAAUGUUCCUGUAUAUUCUCCUUUAGAAAUAAUAGUUAAACAUUUAAUUUUAUGUAGAAAUUUGUUGCGAGAAAAAAAAGGAAAUGUAGGUAUAAAGUAUGACUGUUGUUAUGUUUGCCAACCAUAUAAAAGAUACAUUAUAAAAAUUAAACAUCGCAAAAUAAAGAGAAGGUAUUUUAAAGAAAAUACAAAAUUACAUAAUGAAAAAUGCCCUUUAAAUGGAAAAUUUUCUGAAGAUAAGAGAUUAUCUAUUUUUCAAUAA